AUGGCGACGGAAAGCUCUUCGUCCAUCGCAUCAGCGGAGGUUUCGCAAGGGGAUCACGGAGGUCUCAAGGUUGGUUACCACACGGCGCAAGGCCUGCGCGACAGCAUGGAAGAUCACCUGGUCGUGGUCAGAGACAUCCCCGGCGGGUUUCUCUACGCCGGCAUCUUUGACGGCCACGCGGGAAGCGCUUCCGCUCGCUUCUUGAAGGACGAGCUGUACAUCGACUGCAUGGACGCGUUAGAAGGAGGCGCGUUACUGUCGGACGAGGACCUCGAUGCCGUGGAGGACGCGCUUCAAGACGCGUUCAUUCAGGCGGACCAGAGGCUGCUGCAGUGGCUGGCGGAUCACAGUGAGGAGCCGGAGUCAGGGUCGACAGGCACAGUGGCGUUUGUGCGCAAGGACCGACUCUUCAUCGCUCACCUUGGGGACUCCCGCGCUGUGCUUGGAGUGGGUGGCGACACGGAGGAUCUAUCUCAGGACCACAAGCCUCAUGGGGAGUCACCGAUUGCCAAGGCAGAGAUCAAGAGGAUUGAGAAGGCGGGCGGAUGGGUGAGUCAAGGCCGAGUGUGUGGAGUCAUAGCAGUGUCGCGAGCCUUUGGCAACGCCAACUUCAAGACACGCCGUGAACAGAUGAUGUCAGAGGGUGUGAAGAAGGGGCGAUGGACAACCCGCUUCGUCUCCAAGCGCUCGUUUCAGAGCGAUUGGAUCUCAGCGGUGCCGGACGUGUACGCUGCUGAGCUGGCGGACGAUGCCGAGUUUGUCAUCAUUGCGUCUGACGGGCUCUGGGAGGGCGUCAAAAGCUCGGAAGCCGUGGCGUUUGUUCGGAAGGAGAUGGAAAGCCACGGUGACAUUCAACAAGCAGCAGACAACUUAGCCAGUUUCGCCCUUCAGGAUCGAAAAGGAGAGGACAACAUCAGCAUCGUUAUCAUUGGCUUAAAAUAA
This is a messenger RNA of Closterium sp. Naga37s-1, 942 nucleotides long. NCBI's taxonomy places the organism in Eukaryota, Viridiplantae, Streptophyta, Zygnematophyceae, Desmidiales, Closteriaceae. The record is from the annotation of a GenBank genome assembly.